AUGUCGUCAGGAGCAGCAUCAGGAAGCCAAGCCCCAGGUGGUUUGAGAAGCGCAGUCAAGAGAAAGUCUACAGCAGAUAAAAAGGCACAAUCUACAACUGCUACACCAUUGAGCACAAGGUCAGCAGGGUUUGGUGGCUCUUCAUCAACAAUGAUGAAAUUGUUCACAGAUGAGGCACAAGGUUUAAGAGUCGAUCCAUUGGUUGUGUUGUUCUUGGCUGUUGGUUUUAUUUUUUCAGUGAUCAUUUUACACGUGUUGGCUAAAGUUACUGGUAAAUUUACUAGUUGA
Messenger RNA from Lodderomyces elongisporus, 288 nucleotides. RefSeq names its product Arf family guanine nucleotide exchange factor (gene SBH1). Bases 1 to 288 code for a protein of 95 amino acids. Gene Ontology annotation, cellular component: Sec61 translocon complex; membrane. Lineage: Eukaryota; Fungi; Ascomycota; Pichiomycetes; Serinales; Debaryomycetaceae. The record is from RefSeq and is a predicted model, not a curated record. Gene Ontology annotation, biological process: post-translational protein targeting to membrane, translocation; SRP-dependent cotranslational protein targeting to membrane, translocation. Gene Ontology annotation, molecular function: guanyl-nucleotide exchange factor activity. The transcript has 2 exons.